UCCUAUUUUCUGAUUAUCCUGACUCUGACUUGACAUGGCUUCAUUUGAUUGGACCAAGAUUCCCUCACACUGAAAACUCAAAUGCAAGAUAAACAUUUUAUCAAUUCCUUCCGACAUAGAGCCACCUAAUUAAAUUGAACAUCCUCUCACGCAGCUUUGGUUAUCGGAAGAGACGCUCGUCUCUGUAUUCGCUUCUGCGUCAAUAUCUUUUUCCUCUCUGCUGCUACUGUAUCCAAACCCUGACAUUGAAGAAAAACAAGAAAAUGGCCAAUGCUGCUUCUGGCAUGGCAGUCCAUGAUGACUGCAAAUUGAGGUUCUUGGAGCUCAAGGCAAAAAGAACAUACCGGUAUAUAGUUUUCAAGAUUGAGGAGAAGGCAAAGCAAGUCAUUGUGGAGAAGCUUGGUGAGCCCACCCAAAGCUAUGAGGAUUUUACUGCAAGCCUUCCUGCUGAUGAGUGCCGAUAUGCUGUUUAUGAUUUUGAUUUUGUCACAGAAGAAAAUUGCCAAAAGAGCAGAAUUUUCUUCAUAGCAUGGUCUCCUGAUACAUCAAGGGUGAGAAGCAAGAUGAUUUACGCUAGCUCCAAAGACAGAUUUAAGAGAGAACUUGAUGGAAUUCAGGUAGAAUUGCAGGCAACUGAUCCAACUGAGAUGGGACUUGAUGUUUUUAAAAGCCGUGCCAGCUGAAUGUGAACUGUAGGCCUUUGAGCGAGGACCUCCUCCAUUCGGUGUCUACUGGAGUGAAAUGUUUAUAGUUUGUGGGAUGGUGAAGCAGGACACAAUUGUUAUAUUGUUUCCCAGUUUUUCCAUGAAGUCUUUUUAUUCAUUUGGAGCAUGAAUCUAUGGUUUCUGGUAUAUCUUGUGAUUUGUUAUUUGUAGAACUCAUGUGUGUCGACUUGUAGUCUUAUGUCUACAAGCUAAUAUGUAACUGUUUGCAGGGGUCUAGACAACACAUUUAGUUCAUUUUCAAGUUAAGGUAUUUUGACAUCUGGUCAUAUGCUUUGGAAUGCUAAUUAGCACGCAUUUAUUA
Molecule: messenger RNA, 1026 nt
Organism: Hevea brasiliensis (rubber tree)
Lineage: Eukaryota; Viridiplantae; Streptophyta; Magnoliopsida; Malpighiales; Euphorbiaceae
Product: actin-depolymerizing factor 2
Exons: 3
Coding region: 264-683 (139 amino acids)
Biological process (GO): actin filament depolymerization
Cellular component (GO): cytoplasm; actin cytoskeleton
Molecular function (GO): actin filament binding
Source: RefSeq, a predicted model, not a curated record